GUACAUUUCGCAUAUUCCUCACCAACUAUGGUCAAGUACUAGCGUCCGCGUGUGAAAAUGUUGCAACUUGCUACAACAACUUUUACAUAGAAAAUUUUGAAAACAUUGUCAGUUACUAUUUCAUAUAUAUGAUCCGUGCUGAAUUUCAGGUAAAAGAAAACUUUAUAUUGUGCCUUUAAAAGGUUGUUAUUAAGAAUACAUAGGACUUGAGAAUGCCUUAUAUCAAAUCUAUUGUGUACGGUCAUAUAUUAGAAAUAUUGUUUAACGUGCAACCAUCAACUUUGCCGGAAAACAUUGGGAGUUCUGUGAAUAAAGAAACGCAACACAAAAUUCGAACAAUUCUAAACCCGCUGAUUGUAGAAAUCAAAAAUCGCUUACCACCAGCUCUUAUCACAAAAGCGACAUUAAAUAAGGCCCCUUUCGAUAUAAUGCCAGUUUUUAGACAUAUAUUGUCUAAAUACGAAUCAAUGAUUGAAGCGAAACAGGAAGUAACAACAUCGAUACAACUACCAUUAACUUUACCACAACAGUCCGAUUUAUUGCAACAAACUGAAGAUUCAAAUCAGUCACGGAAAAGGCCUAAAAAGAAGGAAUCAUCAAUAAAGAAUAAGAUCUCAAAUGCGCAUAAAGAUAAAGAGAAACGAUUACAACCACCAAGGCUGUUCAGUUUAUUUCCGAAUCCAAGCUUAAAAUGGCGAUUUAUCAAAAUUGAUAAUCAAAACCUACAUGCGAAGUCUUUAAGGCCAAGCAAACUUGCAUUCAAUUGGUCUAUGAAAGAGAACCCGACCACCGAAUCGCUAAGCACGAAUCACCAUGUUAAUCUAGCUCGAUGAGCCACUUCAGUCUACUUUUACAAGAAAAGCAUUGCUUGAUAAGCAGAACAGAGUAGGUGGCUUAAACCUGAAGACAGAGAGAGUAAAGAACCAUAUGUAUAUAUAUAUAUAUAUUGGUGAAAACACUGUAUCCGAGUGCCACACCAGGCAUUUCUAUUUGAUGGAUUUUUUUAACACCAGCAAAAU
Messenger RNA from Mucor mucedo, 1019 nucleotides. RefSeq lists its product as uncharacterized. The annotation marks the transcript as partial. NCBI's taxonomy places the organism in Eukaryota, Fungi, Mucoromycota, Mucoromycetes, Mucorales, Mucoraceae. The record is from RefSeq and is a predicted model, not a curated record. The transcript is spliced from 2 exons.